This is a messenger RNA of Medicago truncatula (barrel medic), 655 nucleotides long. RefSeq names its product 60S ribosomal protein L37a. Gene Ontology annotation, molecular function: structural constituent of ribosome. Gene Ontology annotation, biological process: translation. Gene Ontology annotation, cellular component: ribosome. NCBI's taxonomy places the organism in Eukaryota, Viridiplantae, Streptophyta, Magnoliopsida, Fabales, Fabaceae. The record is from RefSeq and is a predicted model, not a curated record. The transcript has 5 exons. Bases 141 to 419 code for a protein of 92 amino acids.
UAGGGUAAAUGUGGCCCAUUAGAAGUUACAGGCCCACACCCAUUUCGCAGUCUUAUAAGUUAUCUUCCUUCUUCUUCCUCACAAAACCUUAGUUGCAGUGUAACCACCGCGCCUCAACCUUCCAUUCAAUCCCCCGAACAAUGACAAAGAGAACCAAGAAGGCCGGUAUUGUUGGCAAAUACGGCACCCGAUAUGGUGCUAGUUUGAGGAAGCAAAUUAAGAAAAUGGAAGUCAGUCAGCACAGUAAAUUCUUCUGCGAGUUCUGUGGAAAGUAUGCUGUCAAGAGGAAAGCUGUCGGUAUUUGGGGCUGCAAAGAUUGUGGAAAAGUGAAAGCUGGUGGUGCUUACACUUUGAAUACUGCCAGUGCUGUAACUGUGAGAAGCACAAUCCGAAGGUUGAGGGAGCAGACUGAGAGUUAGAAUCCAUUUACGUUUUUGUCGUUUUGUUCUGGAAGUCAUUGGAGAGACUUUUGUAGCUGUUUUAAGAUUAUAUUUUGUUUGGAUAGUUGAUGAACAAGAAGUUUUGCUGGUUUUUGUCAAAUGUAUCUCUGAUGAUGUUUUUGAUUCUCAAAUGCUAUCUAGUUAUGUGGUUUUGCUUCAUACGAUGGUGAAUCCGGUUUUUUUUUUUUUAUGCUAAUAGACGUGUUGUGAUUGUA